UUGACAGGAAAGGUUAGUUGAUCAUGAAGUCUUAGCUUCGUUUUGUGCCAUAGCGGGGUGAAGUUUGUUUUGAAAAUUUAUCACGUUGGAUAAUCUUUAUAUCAUCGGAGACCUUUUUGGAGUUAAAUAAAUAACGUUUUAAAUCAACAAAGAAGUAUUCAAACAUCUGUAAUGAUCGAAAUAAAACGGAAGUAGCUUUGCCUGUCGAGUAUCUUGAUGCCAGAACUAGUAGUCAUGGAGCUGAGCAGGCAACUGUGUGUGAAGAUGAAGAAGCAGAGGAAGGCAGAGAUGUCUGUCCCGGCUGUCAUGAAAGGACUGGAGAUCCACUUCUACCUGCCUGACACACACCAGCUCGAGUACUUCAAAGACUGCCACACUGCGGAGGACCUGUGCGUGGAGGCUGCCAAGAGAUGCCACAUCUCACCUCUGUGCCACAACCUGUUUGCUCUAUAUGAGGAGAGCCAGGAUGUCUGGUACGCUCCCAAUCAUGUGUUCAAGAUCACAGAGGAGACCAGCAUCAAACUUCACUACCGAAUGAGGUUUUAUUUCACAAACUGGCAUGGCACUAGUGAGAGAGAGUCUCCAGUUUGGAGACACUCUCUCAGCAAACAAAAAGGGGGUAUGAUCUCUAAGAAGGGCCCUGAGGGAACCCCUCUGUUGGAUGCUGCAUCACUUGAUUACCUGUUUGCACAGGGUCAGUAUGAUUUCCUGAGGGGAUUGGCUCCUGUGCGCACUCCACAGAGUGAGGUCGAGCAUCAUGAGAUAGAGAAUGAGUGUUUGGGAAUGGCUGUUUUAGCCAUAACUCAUCAUGCCAAAGGAAAUGAUCUGCCCCUAUCAGGAGCUGGAGCUGAGACCAGCUACAAGCGCUUCAUUCCUGACAGUUUGAACCGCACCAUUAAACAGCGUAACUUCCUCACACGCAUGCGCAUCAACAAUGUUUUCAAGAACUUCCUGAACGAAUUCAACAGCAAAACCAUCCAGGACAGCAACAUAUCCCUUUAUGACCUGAAGGUCAAGUAUCUGUCCACUCUUGAAACUCUGACCCAAGGCAUGGGCCGAGAGACUGUAGUCCCCAAGAGGCUGAAAGUAUCAGGGGAGAAUGAGGGAUCUCCAGCCCACUCACUUCACAUAUUAGAUGAUGGAUUGGGCUAUGAGGUGCAAGUAUCUGGAACCACUGGGAUCUCUUGGAGGAGAAAGCUCCUACCGAAUCUUCUGAUUGUGAAAGACAAAAGCAAAUCUAAAAAGAACAAGACAGACAGCAAGCAGAAGAAUGACAAGAAGAAAGACGGCAACAAUGGCUGGAUACUUUUCUCAGACUUUAAUGAAAUCACCCACAUCGUCAUUAAGGAGUCUUGCGUCACAGUUUACAGACAAGACAAUAAAACCAUGGAGUUGGAUCUGUUUUACCGUAAUGCAGCUCUGUCUUUUGCUGCACUGGUGGAUGGUUACUUCCGACUGACUGUAGAUGCCCAUCAUUACCUUUGCACAGAAGUUGCACCUUCAUCGGUGGUCCAGAAUUUAGAAAAUGGCUGUCAUGGCCCCAUCUGCACUGAGUAUGCUAUUCAUAAACUCCGCCUAGAGGGAAAUGAAGAAGGAACCUAUGUUCUGCGCUGGAGCUGCACAGACUACAACUACAUUAUCAUGACCGUUGUAUGCAUGGAGUUGGACCUGUGUGAGUCAAGACCUGUUCCUCAGUAUAAGAACUUUCAGAUUGAAGCAAGCCCUCAGGGCUACAGAUUGUUUGGAACAGAGACAUUCAGGGCUACUCUGAAGGAGCUCCUGGAGCACCUGCAGGGCCAGAACCUGCGUACAGAAAACUUGCGCUUCCAGCUGCGCCGCUGCUGCCCACCACAACCCAGAGAAAUAUCCAACCUAUUGGUGAUGACCACAAACCGAGAACCCGUCCCCCAGAGACAACCUCAAGUCAGCCAGCUGAGUUUCCACCGCAUCCUUAAGGAGGAGAUUGUACAGGGUGAGCAUUUGGGACGGGGGACGAGAACCAACAUUUAUGUAGGUAUUCUAAAGCUAAAGAGUGAGGAUGACGAUGAAAUGGGAGGAUACACGCAGGAGAUGAAGGUGGUGUUGAAAGUGCUGGGAUCUGGACACAGAGAUAUCUCUUUGGUGAGCCUUUUUGAGACAGCCAGUAUGAUGCGCCAAAUCUCUCAUAAACACAUCGCCCUGCUCUAUGGAGUGUGUGUCCGUCACCAGGAAAAUAUCAUGGUGGAGGAGUUUGUUCAAUAUGGUCCACUGGAUCUGUUCAUGCGCAGACAGACUGAACCUCUCAGCACUGCAUGGAAGUUCCAGGUGGCCAAACAGUUGGCUAGCGCCCUCAGCUAUCUGGAGGAUAAGAAGCUGGUUCAUGGAUAUGUGUGUAGCAAGAACAUUCUGGUGGCACGAGAUGGGCUGAAUGAAGAGGGAGGAGCAUUCAUCAAACUGAGUGACCCCGGCAUACCCAUUACUGUACUCAGCAGAGAGGAGUGUGUGGACAGGAUUCCUUGGAUUGCUCCUGAGUGUGUACAGGACACAGCUAAUCUGAGCGUAGCAGCAGAUAAGUGGGGCUUUGGCACAACUCUGUGGGAGAUCUGUUAUAAUGGGGAAAUACCCCUCAAGGACAAGAAACUGACAGAGAAAGAGAGGUUUUAUGCAGCACAGUGCCAGUUGGCCUCCCCAGACUGUGAGGAACUGGCCAAGCUCAUGACCCACUGUAUGACCUAUGACCCCCACCAGAGACCCUUCUUCAGGGCCAUUGUCAGAGACAUUGACAUGGUGGAAAAACAGAACCCCUCCAUUCAGCCAGUUCGCUCACUAGAGGUGGACCCAACAGUGUUUGAGAAGAGAUUCCUCAAAAAGAUCAGAGACCUUGGAGAGGGUCAUUUUGGGAAGGUGGAGUUGUGUCGGUAUGACCCACGAGGAGAUCGGACAGGAGAACUAGUGGCCGUAAAAUCUCUAAAGCCAGAGAACAGAGAAGAGCAGAGCAGCAACCUGUGGUGUGAGAUUCACAUCCUGAGAGAACUUUACCAUGAGAACAUCGUCAAAUAUAAGGGCAUCUGCCAUGAAGAGGGUGGCAAAUCCAUUAAGCUGAUUAUGGAGUUUUUGCCAGCGGGCAGUCUGAAGGAAUACCUCCCCAGAAACAAAGCUCAUAUAGACCUGAAAACUGUUCUCAACUAUGCUGUACAGAUCUGCCAGGGCAUGGACUACCUUGGCUCUCGUAAUUACAUCCACAGAGAUCUGGCUGCUCGGAAUGUUCUGGUGGAGAAUGAAGGCACGGUGAAGAUUGGAGACUUUGGACUGACAAAAAGCAUUAAGGAUAAUGAGGGUUACUACACUGUGAAAGACGAUCUGGACAGUCCAGUGUUCUGGUAUGCUCCAGAGUGUCUGAUCCAUUGCAAGUUUUACAGGGCAUCUGACGUCUGGUCUUUUGGAGUGACCAUGUAUGAGCUCCUCACGUACUGCGAUGCCUCAUGCAGCCCAAUGUCGGUGUUCCUCAAAAUGAUUGGUCCAACACAUGGCCAAAUGACUGUCACCCGAUUGGUCAAAGUCCUCGAGGAGGGAAAGAGACUUCCAAAGCCAGACGGCUGCUCAGAAAGGUUGUACAAUCUGAUGAGGAGAUGCUGGGAGGCGACGCCUGAAAAAAGGAUCGACUUCAAAGGCCUGAUUGCCGCCUUUCAGCUGAUGAUCGACAAUCAGUAACAAUGGAAUAAAAUGGGACACAGAUUCCGCCUUGCAAGAGAAUGUCCCAGUUGACGGUUCAUCAACAAAGCCACUACAAAAAAGAAAAAAAAAAGGCGUAUAACUGUGCAGUGUAGCACUCUUUUAUAUAUAUUUUCUCCUUCUUACUGUAUCCCACAUGCAAUGAACUUCUAGAUAAACUGCUGGACAUUUGAAUUACAAAUAGCAAAUAAACCUGCCAGAACCACCGAAGCAAACAGUUGAACGCUGCCCAGCCUUUCUCUGAAUGUCAAAAAUGUAACAGCCAGACACUUGAUUUGCUCCUAUUUGUCUUCAAAUUCUAAUGCAGACCAAGCAUGGGUGAAAGAGGAGAAUUGGAACAUGUCCAUGCUUACGGUUAUACUGUUGACUGCUUCGUAUUGUGCCUCAGUGUCACAGACCUGUCACCAUGUUGCAUGUAUGAACGACCCAUUAUUCCCAAGGUGCAUUACAGCGCUGUAUGGAAUCCACUCAAACCCACCAAUAAGGCAUGUGCAAUGACAGCCCACCGCUGAGAACUGAACCCUGUUGAGGUCAAGAGAGGACUUUUGUUUUCUUUGGAAGAUGAGGAACCUGUCAGAAUGUAGAUUUACAUGUGUGGUUGGACAUUUGGAGCUUUGAUGAGUGAAUGUUGAGUGGAUUAUGCCCCUUCUUGUGAGACGAUUGACGUGUUAAGUAUGGUAAACGCUCAAAGACUGUGCCUUCGAUUAUAUGUGAGAGAAUGCGACUUGGCUAAACCGUGAGCGAACAGCUGUCCUCCUCCAUGGAGCAUGUCUGGAAUUCCAGACGCGCUGGAUUACUGAACUUUGAAACAGUGUGCACCGUGUUGUCAUUCAAAUAACUUGCUCUCAGAGCAUCACAUUUGCCACGGAAAACUGAAGAGAGAGCUGCAUGUCGAAGGAUGUUAUAUGGAUAUGCAUCAAGGGGGAACAUUGCUUCAGUGAAAUGCCGACAUGCGGCACUAGGGGACAGUAGAGAUCUUGAAAUAUCUCUGACAUCAGCCACAUCUUUGUGCAAGUCAUCCUCUGGGCUAACUUUCAUAAACUGAAGUAACCAUUUACAUCUAAAAAUACAUUUGUAUUUUAUCUGUUCCUUUUUUUUUUUAUCGAAAUGCAAUUAAAUGCAAAUGAACUGAUUUCUGUUCAAGAACUUGUCCAUGUCUGAAAGAUGGAUUCUGUUGAAGUUUGUUAUUGUUUUAAAGUGCUUAAAAGCCUUCGCCAUUAUUCAUAUCACUUAAGAGUGGCUAAGUAUUCAAAGAUGCACUCAUUUCUAUCUGAUUAUGCUAAAUCCUCACAUGAUUACUGAAAAGGGAAAAUUAUUCAUUUCCCAGGUGAAAGUUUCGUGUGGUUUUGCACCGAAGGCUUUAUUGUGAAAUGCAUGUUACUGCCUUUAUAUCCAACGCCUUUGUAGUGGUACACAAUGGGAUUAAGAAUGGUUAGGGAAAAAAGGACAACAUCUAAUAACCAUAAUUCUCAUGUCCUUUAAUGUGGAAUGCAAAAACAAUCUGUCUGCUCAAAAUUAAAACCCCAAACAAUUUUUAUCAAAAAAGAAUUCAAACAAAAUUGUAUCCAACAGGGAUAAAUGUACAUAAAUACACAUUAAAAUAAAUACAAUUAAUAACCUUUUUUGUUGUCGAGCUCUCUACAUCUACUGAAAAAGUAUUGCAGCAGUAUUUGCAUGCUUAAAUUCCACUGUUUACUAAAAAUAGCGUGUUCGCAGUAAAGCAAUAUCAAUAAGAGUUUGGAUAAAAAAUAUUGCAAAACCUGAAUUUAAGGUGGAAAAAACUACAACUUUUAAAAUGGAAAACAGGCUGCAAUGUGUAUUCAAAGCAAACUAGGGUUGAUACCCCUGCAUGUUUGAACAGGUGACUGUACCUCCUACAUUAUUAAGGGACACUUAAGUAUUGCAAAGCUUUGACAUACAGGUGCACAUCCAUGGCAUUCAGAGAUGAAAAGUUCACACAUUGAGCUUGCAGUUUGCAGGUUCUGAAAGAUACGUACAGUCUUGACUUAAAAUACAAGGGGAACGUUGGUGUGUUGUUGACCAUCAAGAAACACAAUAGUCAAUAGAAAUGUAAGUAGGCACAAUAUCUCAUCCUUCACCAUUUGAUGGUAACAGAAAACAAAUCAAGAUAUUAUCUACCCUCAUUAUUAAACUUCAUAUGAAAAUAACUGGAAAAAUUCAAAUCAAACCUUUCUUUUCAGAUUUUCCUUCAUUUUGGAGCAGUGGUGCUCCUGCUGAAAACAGAAUAAACCAGGCUAUGUUGGUUUGCUGGUCUUAGCUGGUUUAAACCGGUCUCCCAGCCUAGGCAAAAUAUAUUCAAAACAUCUCUAAAACCAGCCAACAAACCAGCCUGACUAGGCUUAAACUGGGUUAAGCUCUCUUUUUUUUUUUUUUCUUCUUUUUUUUUUAACAGGAGGGGGAAGACACAUGAAUAGGUCUUGUGGGAAGGUGACCAGAAGUACAUGCACUUUAUAAUCCCUGUAAAUUAAACAUUUUGAGCAAGUAAUCCAAAUUUACUAAGACAAAACAAACUUAAAGGUGCUUUAAGUGAUUUUAGCUUUCUGAAGCUUUCACGUGACUGAGCCGAUGAAUUGGCCACGCCCCCCUCAUUCCAAAACCCCACCCUCCAAAGAUAAUUUAGAGACCAACACAGAGUAAAAGAGCAGCAUAGUUUGUUCCUGUGACUGUCAAAUUUGACAGUGACACAAUACGCAAGUGACGAGCGUCCAUGUAUGUGGUCCGCAGACACAUUUUUGUUUGCUGUUAUAAAGGCUACAGCUGUCACAGAGACGGCGACAUAUCUCAGGAACACUUAUUUCAUUAAUACCUUUAAGGGAGUAGGAACAUUUUUUGCUUACUUUUCCAUGAAAAUAUCACUUGGAGCACCUUUAAAACAGACAUCCAAAAGCUUACUUUUUACAUUUAAGUUAUCAGCAUUUCUAGUAUUCCCAACACACAAAAAAGGCCUCUGUGUUUAUGAAUGGUGCUGAUUUGUGCUCAAACUGGGACUUCGAGCUUUAGGUACCAAUAUAUAUUUGGGAUUUUCUCAUCCUAGUCGUAAAUCAAUAACACAAAAAAGUGACGUAAAUAGAACGCAAUAACAGAGCCUCCUCUUUAAAUGUAUUGCCAGUCUGUUGUGGUGAGACAAAGGCUUUUGAGAGAGUGAAGAACAGAGACAAUCACUUCAAAAGAGUGGAAAAAAAAAGGCACAAAGCCUUAAUCAGAAAUGGAUGAGUAUCCAGUGGCAAAACCAAACAACAGCUCCUUUAAAGACAUUCAGCGGGCAAGACUGCAUCCAUCCAGUAAGCAGUACAAUACACAGCAAAAAAAUAACGUUCCGGGUUCAAGACAAGUUGAGCUCAAUGGGCCGCAUUUGUGGCAUAAUGUUGAUUACCGUAAAAUGUGUGACAUCCCUCAUUGAUAUUUAGAUAUAUAUAUUAGUUUAUAUAUAGAGUUUAAACAUGGAAAUGUGAAGUACUUCAAUUAAUUCUUCUGUUAUGCCCAUCAUUAUGGUAACGAAGUUGUAUAAUUGGCUAUAACUUUACACCGAAAAGUUUAGUAAAUGAUUUUAUCACACUCAAAUAAUUUUUACAGGCAUAUACUUUGUCUUGUGUCAAUACUUUUGAAACCGUGAGUAUUUUAACCUUAAAAAAUUGGCCCCAUUUACUUCCAUUGUAAGUGCCUCGAUCUGUGCUUUUUUUUUUUUUAAAGAAAAGGAACGACGAAAAAUUUAAUUUUUGCGGUGAUCAACAUUAUUCCACAAAUGUUGUCAAAUGAGAUUAACUUGUAUUGAAUCCAGAAUAUUCCUUUAACAUGAUUUUAGUUUAAUAAGAUUUUUACCUCAGUUAUGGUAUCAUGACAACUAAGUUGUGAUCAUGCAGUUAACUUUAGACAGAUAAGGCUAGCAAGAAAUUUUAUCACACUAAAACCAUGUUAACAAAUGUAAUAUUUAUUUCUGUUGGCUCUACUUUUGAACUGCUGUGUAUUUUAAAGUUUAUGAACUGUCCCCCAUUCACUUCCAUUGCAAGUGCCUUACUAAGUCAAUAUCUUACUGUUAAGCAAUUGAUGUUUUUGAAAAACAAAUGUAUAAUAACUAUAUAAUUAUUCUUUUUUUUUUAAUGACAUUAUUUUUGGUUAUCAACAUUAUGCCACUAAUGCUGUUGAUUGAGCUUAACUUUUAUUGAACCAAAAAUACCAAAAUACAAACCCCCUCCACUAAAGAUAAAAAAAAAAAAAGACUAAUCGUCAGAAUAAUGAAGCAUUAAUACCCAUUUAAAGGUAUUAUGUUAGAUUAUUACCAUGUGGGUGUUCGUAUCAGGGCAGUUUGCCAGUUGUCUAACCCAGUACAUGACCACUCUGACCUCCCUGACACACUUCCAGCAACAGAAUAUUAUCUAUUAUUACUCUUACUGUUAUUAAAAAGACAACAUCGGCAGCAUUGUAGCUCAGAAUGUUUGGGAAGGUCACCCCACGGACAACGAGGGAGAAAAGUGACCUUGUAUCAUAGUUUCUCCAGAGUAAGUAGAGGUUAUUGCCUUAGCCAUGUCUUCUCCGAGCGGCCUGUGUUUUAUGGCUCCUGCAGUAUUCAGAAUGGCUGAUCUUUCCUACAGACACAGCAGUAUGCACAGAGAAACAUUAAAGAUUAAUCAUCAAAGAUAUGAACAAUGCCUAACGCUGCUAACCAUGUAUAUACGCACAAGUAUAUAGGUUUCCUGCAAGUUCUAGAAAGCUGAACUCUUCCCAGAAUCAAUAAUUAAGAUAAUAUGACACAUAAAGCAAGACGUGGUAAUAGUAAUAUUUUCAUAAUGUCUGUGCACGGUAAAAAAUACACUAAUUUCACAGAAUAUACAUCAUCUAUGGCCCUGCCCUGUCACGAAAAAUGAUUUGAAAAUC
Molecule: messenger RNA, 8604 nt
Organism: Xyrauchen texanus (razorback sucker)
Lineage: Eukaryota; Metazoa; Chordata; Actinopteri; Cypriniformes; Catostomidae
Product: tyrosine-protein kinase JAK1
Exons: 24
Coding region: 217-3690 (1157 amino acids)
Biological process (GO): intracellular signal transduction; tyrosine phosphorylation of STAT protein; cell surface receptor signaling pathway via JAK-STAT
Cellular component (GO): cytoskeleton; membrane; cytosol
Molecular function (GO): ATP binding; non-membrane spanning protein tyrosine kinase activity; cytokine receptor binding
Source: RefSeq, a predicted model, not a curated record